UAUAAGUUGAAAAACAGUCAAAGAUCGUCAUUCGAGUUGAAUCGAUUGAUUGUGUAUCAUUUCAAGACCGAUUUUUUCUCUUUUCUCGUUUUUUUCUUUUUCAUUUUGGAACUAUAAAAAGGCUAAUAAGGGUUGAAAAUAAUCAUGAAAUAUAUUAUUGCAUCUGUACAAAUAUUGGCCAUGAUUUGGUUGGUCGCCUUGGCAUUCCCGCAAAGAGAUUUCCAGUGGUCGAGUGACAUUUUUGAUGUUGAUGAUAAUGAUAAUAAUGUGCCGAGUAGCACCACACAAGCAACGACGAAUUGUCCUUGUAUUGCAACUGCAGAAUACAACCCAGUAUGUGGCACCGAUAAUGUUACAUAUUGGAAUAUGGGAAGAUUUAAUUGUGCAAAAAAUUGUAAUCCACGACUUGAAAUAAAGGUGAUUAGAGCUUGCGAGCCAUACAGCCAAUUGAGCAGUAGUUAAAUAUCACAUGGUUUAUAAUUCGCUUCCAUAUGAUUGAGAAAACGGCAUAACAACACGUGAGAAUCCAGAUGGACAAGUACAGAUAUCUUAAUAUUUUGAUACUUUUAUAAUUUUAACUUUUUGUACUGUUAUUAUUUUUUGUUUCUUCAACAAUAAUUCUGACAUUUUUUGUAUAUUGUAUGUGUAUAUUAAAUAUUGCAGAUUUUUACAUUACUAUAGUAUAUUCUCUCGAUAUGCAAGUUAUCGUAAUCGCAAAUUAUUAUCACAUUAAUUACAUCUUCUUAUAAGCUUACAUAUGUUAUCAAUAGUCAAUAGAUUACUACAUCGCAUGUGUAUAAGUGUAUGUUUUCCACGAAGUGUUAUUAAUAUGAAAACUGACGUGUACAUUUUAAUAUUCUAGCUAAAUUAAAAUAUUUUGUAAUACAUUUCAUUAUUUAUCAUAUGAUUAAUUCAACAAUUAUGAAUAUUGACAUUAACAUUUUAUCACCAAAUGAUUCUAGCUCAAAAACAAAAACGUUUUCCAUUAUCGUUGAUGAGCGAUACGAUCAAAGAAAUAAUAAUUCUGUUAAUAGGAUUUUAUUAGCAUUCUUGUAUGAUUUGUAGAAAUAUGUCUGACGAAUAAAUGCUGGAACAUGAAGAGGUUAUAAUAAAA
This is a messenger RNA of Camponotus floridanus (Florida carpenter ant), 1114 nucleotides long. RefSeq lists its product as uncharacterized. Lineage: Eukaryota; Metazoa; Arthropoda; Insecta; Hymenoptera; Formicidae. Bases 145 to 462 code for a protein of 105 amino acids. Gene Ontology annotation, molecular function: protein binding; serine-type endopeptidase inhibitor activity. The record is from RefSeq and is a predicted model, not a curated record. The transcript is spliced from 3 exons.